Messenger RNA from Dioszegia hungarica, 1320 nucleotides. RefSeq lists its product as uncharacterized. The transcript has a single exon. The record is from RefSeq and is a predicted model, not a curated record. Lineage: Eukaryota; Fungi; Basidiomycota; Tremellomycetes; Tremellales; Bulleribasidiaceae. Bases 1 to 1320 code for a protein of 439 amino acids.
AUGUCGACCGCCAAAUUCGAUGCAGACGAUCGUAUGGAGGACAUCGCGGAAUUUGCCACCCUGCUCACUGAGCAAGGAAUUGGGCUGACCGAGGACGGUACGCCACCCGAUCUCAACGUCGGUACCGACGAGUUUCCGUACGAGAUCUGGUCACCUUCGAACUUGGAGGAGGACAGGGACAAUGGCGUACUGGAACAUCUCGCACCGCGCCAAACCUCAUACGGCUCAGGCGCUUCAGCAGAAGCACAGCCUUCCGCACUGGACAGCCCCGUUUCCCUUGACUAUUUGACGCUGAGUCUGGACCAGCUUCAGCAGGAGAUCGACUACAUGAGACUCCUGUCACUCGAUGAUCCCGCACGUGUCGCCGCUCUACUGCGCCAACGAUUUCCCUUCGUUGGAGCCAGCCUGAGCCUGCAUGACGGCUCAACCCCUAUCGAUUCUACGGUUCCCCAGCUCAGCGGACACACCCUCGCAGCUGACCACGGACUGCACUGGUCCGGUCACACACAGAUACCACUGCUCGACGAACACAAUUUCAUCACUGCUAUUCCGGCGGCACCAAACGCUGAAAGCCUUUUCAUGGCGCCGGCGAGUUUAGCACAGAUCCCGGCAGAUCUCGCAGGUCCAUCUUCUGGACACCACUGGUCCGUCCCCAAUCCACUGACGAUACCCUCAGACCCUCCCGGCACCAGCGCCCUGACUCCAGAUGAGGGCCAUUGCGCGCAAGCCGAAGCGCAAACUGUCAAGAGGCUGUCGAUCAGCAUGUGGUUCCCCGCCACACCGACAAAGAUCUCCAAACGUCGCUAUCCGAAGAGAGUCAAGAAGAGCGAGCGUACCGCUACCGAACUGGAGGAACUGGCAGCGGCUAAGUCUGACAGGAGCACGGAAAGACAGCAGAAAUCACGCGGUUGCGCUGCCACAAAGUGCACCUUCUACACCGAAGUCAGCUCGCAUGUCGCUGUCGCUGGUCCCGGCGAAGUGAAAUACCGCACGGACAUGGAUCCUGGUUUGCCGAAGCCCGUCGAGAUACCUGGGGUCAGCUGGGUAGGGGUCAGGAUCUCCUUUCCUGCGGAUUGCGAAACUGAGCUCGACACGGCAGAUGUGGCUUCGAGAAACAGCAGGACGACAACAGUGGCGCAGCGGACGCAGCGGGCGAGAGCCUUCUGUAGAGACCUUCAAGACGGGCUGUCUUACGGUCAGUCAGCCAUCGUACGCUACAACCCUAAGCUUGAGUUGGUCGUUGAGCGAAUCCGGUACAAAGCCGCUGAUCAGUCCACGGCGCCUGCAGAUGUGGGGACCGAAGAUGAUGAGGAGAUGUGA